Canis lupus familiaris (dog) is the source of this 1259-nucleotide messenger RNA. RefSeq names its product tissue factor pathway inhibitor (gene TFPI). NCBI's taxonomy places the organism in Eukaryota, Metazoa, Chordata, Mammalia, Carnivora, Canidae. The record is from RefSeq and is marked provisional. Gene Ontology annotation, molecular function: serine-type endopeptidase inhibitor activity.
UGGGAAAGCAGUCUUUCCAAGAACUUUCUGCAAGGCUCGCUGAGAUGAUUUAUACAAUGAAGAAAGAACAGAUAUUUUGGGUGUCUACAUAUCUGCUGCUUAAUUGUGCCUCUGCCCCUCUUAAUGCCGUCCUUGAUGAAAGUGAAGAAUAUCCCGGAAUUACAGAUGAGUUGCCACCACUGAGACUUUUACAUUCGUUUUGUGCUUUGAAAGCGGAUAAUGGCCCAUGCAGAGCAAUGAUUAGGAAUUAUUUUUUCAACAUUCACACUCAACAGUGCGAAGAAUUUAUAUAUGGGGGAUGUGAAGGAAAUCAAAAUCGAUUUGAAAGUCUGGAAGAGUGCGAAGAAAAAUGUGUAAGAGUUUAUCCAAAGGCUAAGACGGAGACAUUAGAAAAAGUUCUAGAAAAGCCAGAUUACUGCCAUAUGAACGAAGACAGCGGACUCUGUCGAGGUUUUGUCACUAGGUAUUAUUAUAACAACGUGUCAAGUAAAUGCGAAGGCUUCAAGUACGGCGGGUGCCUUGGCAAUCUAAACAACUUUGAAACGCUGGAACAAUGCAAGAACACCUGCGAGGGCAGCAUUGAUUUGCUGAUGGAUGAAACAGUGAAUAAUACAGGAUCGCCUGGGUCUAUGAAUAAUACAUCCCUGUUUAAUUCUGGGGAUAGCCUGUUACCAGCUGAUUCUGGGGAUAGCAUGCCACCUGAUUCUGAGAUUGGUGGAUUACAACACGAUUCUGAGAGUGGUGGAUUACAACACGAUUCUGAGAGUGGUGGAUUACAACACGAUUCUGAGAGUGGUGGAUUACAACACGAUUCUGAGAGUGGUGGAUUACAACACGAUUCUGAGAGUGGUGGAUUACAACACGAUUCUGGGGAUAAUACAUCACCUCCUGUUUCUGUGAAUAAUGACUCUUUCACUCCCCGGCCUCCCACGGUUUCCAGCUUUUUAGAGUUCUACGGUCCUUCCUGGUGUCUGACCCCAGCAGACAGAGGGCUGUGUCACGCCAACGAGAGCCGAUUCUACUAUAAUUCAGUCAUUGGGAAAUGCCGCCCUUUUAAGUACAGUGGAUGUGGAGGGAAUGAAAAUAAUUUCACUUCUAAAAAAGCAUGCCUUACAGCUUGCAAAAAAGGUUUCAUGCAAAGAAUAUCAAAAGGAGGAUUAAUUAAGACCAAAAGAAAAAGAAAGAAGCAGACCGUGAAAAUAGUAUAUGAAAAAAUUUUUGUUAAAAAACUAUAAAUUUGUUACACUAUUACAUCAGCU